Molecule: messenger RNA, 4302 nt
Organism: Mugil cephalus (flathead mullet)
Lineage: Eukaryota; Metazoa; Chordata; Actinopteri; Mugiliformes; Mugilidae
Gene: ddr2a
Product: discoidin domain receptor tyrosine kinase 2a
Exons: 17
Coding region: 172-2754 (860 amino acids)
Biological process (GO): cell surface receptor protein tyrosine kinase signaling pathway; positive regulation of kinase activity; multicellular organism development
Cellular component (GO): signaling receptor complex; membrane
Molecular function (GO): ATP binding; collagen binding; protein tyrosine kinase collagen receptor activity
Source: RefSeq, a predicted model, not a curated record
GGCGACUGACAGAGAGAGAGAGAGAGCGAGCAAGCGAGAGUGAUACAAGGUCUCAGACUGUAACAUCCAGCCGCCUCACACUCAGUGGAAUAAUCUAAACCCAUCUGUGAACAAAUGGUCUGAAAGGAAAAAUAACAUCUUACUAGUUGGAGGUCUUUCCAUGUGUUUGGGAUGAUGCACCUGUGGGACAGUCACUUCCUCCUGCUCAGCCUCCUCCACCUGUUCGGAGGCGUCUCGUCGCAGGUCAACCCAGGUGUGUGUCGGUAUCCUCUGGGGAUGUCGGGAGGGCAGAUACAUGACGAGGACAUCUCUGCUUCGAGCCAGUGGUCUGAAUCCACCGCUGCUAGAUAUGGCAGGUUGGAUUGUGAGGAGGGUGACGGCGCGUGGUGUCCAGAGAUAACCGUGGAGCCUGACCACCUGAAGGAGUUCCUCCAGAUUGACCUGCGCUCGCUCUACUUUAUCACCCUUGUUGGCACCCAGGGCCGUCACGCAGGGGGUAUAGGAAAUGAGUUUGCCCAGAUGUACAAGAUUAAGUACAGUCGCGAUGGCAGCCGCUGGAUCUCGUGGAGAAACAGGCAGGGCAAGCAGGUGAUCGAGGGAAACAGGAACGCCUACGACAUCGUACUCAAGGACCUCGAGCCACCCAUCAUUGCUCGCUUUGUCCGCUUCAUGCCUGUCACAGACCACUCCAUGAACGUCUGCAUGCGCGUGGAGCUCUACGGCUGCGAGUGGCUGGAUGGUCUUGUUUCGUACAACGCUCCAGCAGGAGAGCAGAUGAGCCUGCCUUUGUACCCCGUUUACCUCAAUGACUCUGUCUAUGAUGGCGCCGUCAUCCACAGUAUGACUGAAGGCUUGGGCCAGCUUACUGACGGGGUGUGCGGUCUGGACGAUUUUACUCUCAGCCACGUCUACAACAUGUGGCCGGGGUACGACUACGUGGGCUGGAACAAUGAGAGCUUCUCCAGUGGAUUUGUUGAAAUUAUGUUUGAGUUUGACCGCACACGAAACUUUACCACCAUGAAGGUCCACUGCAACAACAUGUUCAAUCGGCACGUCAAGACCUUUCGCCAGGUGGUUUGUUACUUCCGCUCUGAAUCGGACUGGGAGGCCGUGCCGCUCUCCUUCAGCCCAGUGGUGGACGAGAAGAAUCCCAGCGCUCGCUUUGUCACGGUCAACCUGGCAAAUCACAUGGCCAGCGCCAUCAAGUGCCAGUUCUACUUUGCUGAUGCCUGGAUGCUGUUCAGCGAGAUCACUUUCCAGUCAGAUACAGCCAUGUACAACACAACACUGGCUCCACCCAAGACAGGACUACCACCCAACACACAACUAGAAGAAGACCCCAGGCACAAAGUAGAUGACAGCAACACCCGGAUUCUGAUUGGUUGUUUAGUGGCCAUCAUCUUCAUCCUCGUGGCCAUCAUUGUCAUCAUCUUGUGGAGGCAAGUUUGGCAGAAGAUGCUGGAGAAGGCCUCACGUCGGAUGCUGGAUGAUGAACUAACUGCUAGUUUGUCAAUACAGAGCGAGACGUUUGGCUACAACCACAACCGGUCAGGUACGACCAGUGAGCAGGAGUCUAAUUCCACCUAUGAGCGGAUUUUCCCGCUCGGUCCAGACUACCAGGAGCCGUCGCGUCUCAUAUGUAAGCUACCGGAGUUUGCACAGAGCUCAGAAGAGCCCGCUUCAACCAGCACAGCAGCUUCUAAAUCCACCACUGCCACUGUGGUCCAAGAUGGUGUCCCUCACUAUGCAGAGGCAGACAUUGUGAACCUGCAAGGAGUGACCGGAAGCAACACAUAUGCCAUCCCCGCAGUAACUAUGGACCUGCUGUCGGGGAAAGAUGUUGCCGUGGAGGAGUUUCCACGGAAACUGCUAACAUUUAAAGAGAAAUUGGGAGAGGGUCAAUUUGGAGAGGUACACCUUUGUGAAGCAGAGGGAAUGCAGGAGUUCAUGAACAAAGAGUUUUUGUUUGACAUUCCUGAGGACCAGCCAGUCUUAGUGGCUGUGAAGAUGCUCCGUUCAGAUGCCAACAAAAACGCAAGGAAUGACUUCCUCAAAGAGAUAAAGAUCAUGUCGCGUUUGAAGGACCCCAACAUCAUUCGUCUGCUAGCUGUGUGCAUCUACAGUGAUCCACUCUGUAUGAUCACAGAGUACAUGGAGAAUGGGGAUCUCAACCAGUUUCUAUCCCGCCACGAGCCUGAGGGACAAUUUGCUCUGCUUAGCAAUGCCCCCACUGUUAGCUUCAAUAACCUGUGCUACAUGGCCACUCAGAUAGCAUCUGGGAUGAAGUACCUCUCCUCUCUAAACUUUGUCCAUCGAGACUUGGCCACGCGGAAUUGCUUGGUGGGCAAAACCUACACGAUAAAGAUUGCUGAUUUUGGCAUGAGCAGGAAUCUGUACAGUGGUGACUACUACCGCAUCCAGGGCAGAGCAGUGCUGCCUAUACGCUGGAUGUCAUGGGAGAGCAUUCUGCUGGGCAAGUUCACCACAGCCAGCGAUGCAUGGGCCUUUGGGGUGACCCUGUGGGAGAUACUAAACUUCUGCAAGGAGCAACCUUACUCUCAGCUCACUGAUGAGCAGGUGAUAGAAAACACAGGGGAGUUUUUCAGGGACCAGAAACGACAGAUCUACCUGCCUCAGCCUGUGCUGUGUCCAGACUCGCUCUACAAGAUCAUGCUGAGCUGCUGGAGGAGGAACACAAAGGAACGGCCCUCCUUUCAGGAAAUACACAGAGCCCUCCUGGACAUACAGCCUUAAGCCAGUGCAGUGUUUGAAACAGUGAUUCCCAGUCCGCUCAUCUCUGGAUUGAAGGAGAUGGUGCAGGACAAGAGUAGCAGACACAUUCCAGGUGUAAGCUAUUUUGUUUCAGCAGAGAAACAGUGGGCGGCCAUCUUUAGGCCCCCGAGAUACCAUUUGGGAAACACUAGUUCAUGGACUUAACACACUACAAACAUGGACAACCAGAGACAUUUGGUGUGUCAGUUUGAAUUCAAUUAGCAUGGACAUGCUGGCUAAAAUGUUUUAUACACGUAGAGAGGUAUUCCUUAUUCUACACCAUCCCUCAAACACAAACAGAAGCAGGUUUAAGGGUGUGACCUAUGGUGGAAGACAAAAUUUAAUGUAGCAAGAGACAUUCUGCACUUUUUAAAAAUAUAUAUUAUCUUAAUUUUUAAAUAUCGGCCCAGGGCUUGAAAUAUCGCCAACAGACUCACGCAACAUUAUUGAAGAACUUUCUGGAAGACUGCUUGAAUGUAGAAAGGAAAAGUGCAGCGUCAUGUUUCAAGUAUCGUUUUCAGAGUAACUCCACACAUUUAGAGUAACGAGAAUAACACGGAAAUGUCAAGCGGCUCAGUCAUGCUCAUCUCUCUGCAGUUUUCCUAUAGUGAUUGAACAUAAAGUGUACAUGACUGUGUAUUUUCAGUAGAUAAGUUUAAAUCUCAAAUAUCAGUAUUUUGUAUUUUGUAAUAUUUAUAUGUUCAUAAGUGUUUGUCCUGUUAAUGUUUUGUUGAUAUAUUUGUGUAUUAAUAUGCUCUUUUAUUUGGAGUAAUGUAUUUGAUGAUUUGAUGCAGUAAUUCUUCCUGGAUUUAUACGUUGCCAACUGCCUCAAGUUGAUAGGCCAUACUUGUUGGUAACUGUUGAGGUAUGAGAAGAUCACCCGGUCAUGUGUUCUGCUGGUUCAAAAGUAUGUGUUCACAGUCUGUAUCAUCAGAAACAUGCGUCUGAGUGUGUUGCGAUGCCGAACAAGAGAAAAUACCACAAAUGCAGAUGAAAUGAGAAUAUUUAGCUUAUAGCGUGCAUUUGAGUGGAGAGUGGAAUUGUCGUGGUUUAUAUUAAAAUUAAACAUCUAUGAGGUCAAAUGAGUCAUCCGCAAGUUUUAGUUAGAUGAAGUCUUUGUUUUUAUUAAUGCACUCUGGAUUCUCUCUACUACUAUACAUUUUCCAUUUACUUAAUAGCUUGACACAAAACAAAAGUUUCAGCCAGGUCAGCUGUAUCUAAACAAUCAUGCCUGCUCAAAUGUGGCAUUUCCAACUUACUGGGGCAGAAACACACGUACAAUUUAAAGUGAUAUCCCAGUUUGGAGACACACUUGUUUGUAUUAUUUGGUGAUUUUCAUCAAAUAAAUAUCCCUUAAAUCCUCUCUCACUGUUACAAAUAAAUUGAAGGCAGACGUUUAUGUCUGAGGAAUUUAGUUUUACUACGUCUUUGUACUCAAAUGUUUUUCAGUGAGAAUAUUUUACAUGUGUUGUAAACAAAAGCUGUACAUUGAUAGACCAAACACAAAUAAAAUUUAAUCAGGGAAUUCUA